Messenger RNA from Gongylonema pulchrum, 207 nucleotides. NCBI's taxonomy places the organism in Eukaryota, Metazoa, Nematoda, Chromadorea, Rhabditida, Gongylonematidae. The record is from the annotation of a GenBank genome assembly.
GCAGCAGGGUUGCCACAAAGUUUCACAGCAGCUGCAGCAGCGGGACUUUUCAAUACUUCAUCAAAUCUGAUGUCGCUUGGAAAUACAGCCAAUUUGCAGCAAGCCUUGUACAGUGGUAGCAAGAAUCCAUAUUCGAAUACGUUGGAACAAUUGGCAGCAGCACGACAGAAACGUGAUGAUGAUUGCAGCAUGCAGUCGGCAAGGUAG